Messenger RNA from Perca flavescens (yellow perch), 2681 nucleotides. It is a transcript of the gene pparg, whose product is annotated as peroxisome proliferator-activated receptor gamma. The transcript is spliced from 9 exons. The coding region runs from base 51 to 1700 and encodes 549 amino acids. Gene Ontology annotation, biological process: negative regulation of transcription by RNA polymerase II; positive regulation of transcription by RNA polymerase II; positive regulation of fatty acid metabolic process. The record is from RefSeq and is a predicted model, not a curated record. Gene Ontology annotation, molecular function: nuclear receptor activity; zinc ion binding; RNA polymerase II cis-regulatory region sequence-specific DNA binding. NCBI's taxonomy places the organism in Eukaryota, Metazoa, Chordata, Actinopteri, Perciformes, Percidae. Gene Ontology annotation, cellular component: nucleus.
UGGUCCAGAGUGUGUCUUCAGGCCACAGGGUGAGUGAGUGUGAGUUUGACAUGCAAACAGCAGGCCGAGAUUUUAAUGAUCAAAGUUGUCUCAACUUCUCAGUAGACAUGGUAGACACCCAGCAGCUCCUAGCCUGGCCUGUAGGAUUCAGUCUGAGCGCCGUGGACCUGUCAGAGCUGGACGACAGCUCCCACUUUCUCGACAUGAAGCAUUUGUCCACAUUAGACUACGCCUCCAUCUCUUCCUCCUCGAUCCCGUCCUCCCUGUCUCCCCCGCUCGUAUCCUCCAUCUCCUCUGCCGGGGUGGCCUAUGACCCCAGUCCGCCGCAGAAUGACGAACAACUCACCAACAUGGACUUCACAAACAUGCACAGCUACAGGAUGGAACCAGACACACACAAUUUGAUCAAGCUGGAGCCGGAGUCGCCUCCAGAGUACUCUGACAGUCCCGUGUUCUCCAAGCUCCAGGAUGAUACGUCGCCGGCUGCACUAAAUAUUGAGUGUCGUGUGUGUGGAGACAAAGCUUCGGGGUUUCACUAUGGUGUCCAUGCCUGUGAGGGCUGUAAGGGUUUCUUCAGACGUACAAUCAGGUUGAAGUUGGUGUACGAUCACUGUGAUCUUCACUGUCGCAUUCACAAGAAGUCCCGCAACAAAUGCCAAUACUGUCGCUUCCAGAAAUGCCUCAAUGUCGGCAUGUCACACAACGCCAUUCGUUUUGGCCGAAUGCCCCAGGCGGAGAAGGAGAAACUGCUAGCUGAGUUCUCGUCUGACAUGGUGCACAUGCACCCGGAGGCAGCAGAUCUAAGGGCUCUGGCCCGGCAUCUGUACGAGGCCUAUCUGAAAUACUUCCCCCUCACCAAGGCCAAGGCCAGGGCCAUCCUUGCUGGGAAGACCGGAGACAACGUGCCUUUUGUCAUCCAUGACAUGAAGUCUCUAAUGGAAGGAGAGCAGUUUAUUAAUUGUAGGCAGAUACCCAUCCAGGAGCACCAGCAGCAGACAUCCGUCCUAACAGCCGGACUUGGAGGUUUCACAGGAGCUAACCCGAGGUCCGAGUUUGGCUUUCUGGGAAUCAGCGGACAGGCACAAUCAGACGCUUUGGAACUGCGUUUCUUCCAAAGCUGUCAAUCACGUUCGGCCGAAGCAGUGAGAGAAGUGACAGAGUUCGCCAAGAGUAUCCCGGGAUUCAUCCAUCUGGAUCUCAAUGAUCAGGUAACUUUGCUGAAGUAUGGUGUGAUUGAGGUCUUAAUCAUCAUGAUGGCGCCUCUGAUGAACAAAGACGGGACCCUGAUCUCCUACGGACAGAUCUUUAUGACGCGGGAGUUCCUCAAGAGUCUCAGGAAACCUUUCUGUCAAAUGAUGGAACCAAAGUUUGAGUUCUCAGUCAAGUUCAACAUGCUGGAGCUGGACGACAGCGACAUGGCGCUGUUUCUGGCUGUCAUUAUCCUCAGCGGGGACCGCCCAGGCCUGCUGAAUGUAAAGCCCAUCGAGCAGCUUCAGGAAACGGUUCUCCAUUCGCUCGAGCUGCAGCUGAAGCUAAACCACCCAGUCUCUCUGCAACUGUUCGCCAAACUGCUCCAGAAAAUGACGGACCUGCGUCAGAUCGUCACCGACCACGUCCACCUUAUCCAGCUGCUGAAGAAGACAGAGGUGGACAUUUGCUUACACCCACUGCUGCAGGAGAUCAUGAAGGACUUGUAUUAGAAUUGAACAGGAAGAAAAAGACAAGUAGAGAAAGUGAAGUAAAAGAGCGAAUAAAGAGAUUUUAUUUUUAAAAUCAUGACUUGUUAUACAGAUGAAGCACUUUGUGCUGCUGGUGUGUUGAAAUAAAGGGAGGUAGCCAGACAGGCUGAGUGAAAUUGAGAAAGAGAUGAGGAAGAACAGGAAAAGGGAAAUCAAGGAAAGAAAGACACAAUCUGUGUGUUAGAGCUUGUCUAGACAGCAGCAAUGUCAUUUAGCCACUGCUGAGCCUGGACAUUUUGUGAACGAGUGGGCUGCCAACUUAAAUACGAAACUACCACCUAUUGCACCAAUCAGAACGAGAGUCUGUAACUAACUGUGAAUUACUGUGAAUAUUUUUACACUAUGUGUCACACAGUAGAGUAUGUGUUGUUGUGCAGCUCAUCUAAAUGUUGCGUUACAGCCGUCAUAGGCAGCAGCAAUGUCUGUGUGCUUCAAUACCUCUGUGAACACACACAAAUAAAUGAAUGCUGGCACACACACACAAAACAAUACACAGUCAUUAUCGGUUUUGGCGUCAGGGGGGGAAGUGCUAACUGUUUUUAAUCAUCUUUAUCUAAAGACAGAAAUGAGAUUAUUGCCUGUAACAUAUUUUGGUCUCGGCCACCUGCAGAACCUGUGAGAACGUGUGAAGCCAACAAAAGGCACAUUACCAUGUGGAUGUUUGUUAUAAUAAGAACAAAAACUGUAUAUGCCAUAUUGUGCCUUUAAGAUUUGCUGUUUGACUUCUGUUUUUGUGGAAUAAAUGCCAUUUAAAAAAGAUAUAUUACACAUUUAUAAUGUAUAAUAUACAGCCAUAUGUAUUAUUUUUGUAUGGAUGAAAUUGUCUGUCAAACACGCUUUUCAGCAUUAUUUGAUUUUAAAUUCCUCAAAAGUGGUUGAGUUAUAAUUUUUGCUAUGAAAUUAUAUUUUUAUCUAUAUGCAAAGUGUCUACUGGACAGCUGG